This is a messenger RNA of Lineus longissimus, 2934 nucleotides long. RefSeq lists its product as uncharacterized. Lineage: Eukaryota; Metazoa; Nemertea; Pilidiophora; Heteronemertea; Lineidae. Gene Ontology annotation, cellular component: membrane. The transcript has 11 exons. Bases 55 to 2322 code for a protein of 755 amino acids. The record is from RefSeq and is a predicted model, not a curated record.
AGAACGUAGGUUCUUGGAGAAAGUUUGACAAGCCAAAGUUGGAUUUUAGUCACGAUGGGCAGACUUCUCCCGCUGUUCGUACUCUUACUCUUCAAGUUCGUAGGUAGCAAAGACAUAGUGGUUGUAUAUUUUGCCGGCUCAGGUGCAACCAGCGGAACGGUCAGAGUUCGCGUCAACGGAUCACCAGUAGGCUCUGGCUUAAGUAUGAUGAUAUGUUGGGACAGCUCAUGGGGGAUAGAGGAGGCGAAUGUUACCUGUCGGCAGAUGGGAUUUCUAAAUGCGACCUCCACUGGUAAAGAUAGUGAUGUAAUUCCCCCUAUUAUCUUUGACGUCCGCUGUUCGGGGACAGAGACAAACCUCGCCGACUGCAGUUACAGCCUCUCAGGAUCCUACCAAAGCAACCUACCUGUCAGUGUCAUCUGCUUACGGAAUCCAGCCUUUAAUGGCCUAUUUGAUGUCCGUCUGAACGGUUCAGCUGCUCAUAAUGGUAUAGUCGAGGUACGGCAGGCGUUUCAAGGGAAUGCAAAGCAACUGUGGUAUGCACAAUGUCACGACCUUUGGAGUAAAGAGGAUUCUGAGGUUGUCUGUAGGCAGCUUGGAUACAGCGGAGUCCAAGCUACCACUGGCAUGAGUGGUAGCCUCCCUAAUGUUGCCGAUGGAGAGCUCAAGUGUACAGGGACAGAACAGACACUGAGUGGAUGCAGUGUGAUUCCAACAUCAUCAUGCACCGACAAGACGACCUACACUCAAGUCGAAUGCAUCCUUGACAGUGAGACCCAGCAACCUUUCGACAUCCGCCUGGCCGGUGGUAAUACAUCAGCAGGAGGUGUAGAGCUCUUGAAGUACGGUAAAUGGGGCGUCAUUUGUGAUAGGGAUGGAGAAUGGAAGCUUGCGAGCGCCAGGGUUGUGUGCCGACAGCUUGGUUCUGUUGAUGCCAUCCGUGUGACAGAGCCAGCGGAGUUCGGCCAAGGCAAUGGUUCAAUACACCUGAAGAACCCCGGGUGUAAGGGAGACGAAUGGAGCAUAGAGAGGUGUCCAAUACCAUACGGUUGGGGAGGUGGCGUCAAAGCAUGCCAGACAAAGGACACGGCAGGCGUUGUUUGCAGCCCGGAUAAAUUUCCUGCGUAUGGCAUCAGUUCAACACUCUACACACCAAACGCAUCGAAAUCUUUUGGAAGAUUCUUCCUUCACAGCCAAGGAUUCCCUCAACUCUUCAACUACGAGGCGCAGACACAUCAUUUGUGCACUAUGACCUCGAAUACCAUCAUAGAGUUGUCAAUAUAUAUCCACUACAAGAGGUUCAAGGAAAACCAUAGCGAAACACUGUCAUUACAAGGCAUUGAUACCCAGACAACGAGUAGUACCUUCUACAAUCUCCAACUCUAUGGGGAUGAUUCGAACCCUGGACCUUAUACAACAAAUACCAAAUCAAUGACGAUGGAAUUCAAGUCGAAUGGUGCUGCAGGAAGCGGAAAGUUCCGACUUGAAAUAAGAGUCCCUGCUAGCAUAGCUGUGUCUUUAAACUGCUACAACCUAACGACAACACCAACGACAACAUCAUCAACAUCAACAACAUCAACAACAUCGACCACAAGCGUCACUUCUCAAGGUAACCCUACCGACACGACCACUGCAUUGGUAUCCAAUACCGCGACUGGAGGCUCUACAAAAGGUGAAGUCACAGAACCAAUCACCACACCAGUUUCCAUGACAACCGAUCAAACAGAUUCAACCACGUCUGCGUCAGUUGAUGGUGUCGUCGGCGGGCUAGUUGGAGCAAUCCUGGUGGUGGCAAUAGCUCUCAUUUUGGGUGUUGCUCUGUGGAAGCUUGGACUGGUGCGAUUCGGGAAGAGACGGAAUCUUCGACCUGCAAAUGACACAGGAGGUUACGACGACAAAAGAGUGGAAUUCUCAGGAAUUGAGAAUGAUUCAGCUUACGCCAACGUCGGGACGGAGUACGUCAAUGAUGCAUUCAUCCUUGAUGGUAGUUCUCCGAUGACCGACCAAGACGCCACUUCUCCAUACGCAAAUGUGCGGGAGUUUGGGCAAGAUGAAUCCGGGGUGAACCAGAGUCAUCUCCAGGAUCCAGUGCCCGAAGCUCCGUAUGACGACGUGCGAAGCGUCGGUCCCAACAACACGACCGAGAGCGCGGCCGAGAGCGGUUCAAACCAGGCCCACGGAGGCCCAAGAGAGACUCAGAGUCUCUCGAAUGACGAUCCGCCUCAUAGUGAAGAGUCACCAUAUGCACAUCUGGAUCCCGUAAACCAUCAGGAGUAUCUGGAUUUCAGGGAGCUCAGCCCGGAACAGUUGAGACCUAUCUAGAAUCUCUUCAGACACUAAGUAAGACUAUAGGUUGGCUAUGUCGCCAUCCACUGAUUAGUGAGUGUGGACAAACUUUUAGACAGCUCGAUACCAAAGCAUGACGAUCUACCGUCGUUGUGCGUAUUGAAAGGAGGAGACUGUAGGAUUGAUCUUCAUCGCCGGUAAGUCGGCAUGUACCAAAGAGAAUCUCUGUGGAAUACUUACUAAACAUCGCAGUGUAUAUCUCCCAACUCUCCGAGUCAAGGCCAAUGAACCUCAGCUCACGGCUGAGAAUGAAGGCAAACCUUUUGUCAGUAUGCCCCCACCUUCCUAUAGGCCUAUGCUACUCCAAGGCCUAUAUUCGACAUGCAGUCUUCCCUCACGUCCAAAUUGUCAUUACAAGUAUAAGCAUGUUGGUUUUGACAUCUCUCAUUUCAUUCACUUCAUGAGAGGGGUUUAGGCUGCACAUUUCCCUAUACUGACUGGUAAACAAAUUCGAUAUAUACCAUACCGGUAUCCGAUAUAUUUGUUUAAAAAAACUAAUUCCAAAAUAUAGCCAACAUGUCAAAUAUUGUACAAAAAUACAAUUGUAAAUCAAGAAUAAGUCGUAAUUUAAAUAUUGUACAAAAAGAC